UGUGAAUAAAGUUGGUUGAAUCCCGGCACCCUCUGCGUUGAGCAAUGGCGGUGCUGGGAGAGUUGUGAGGAGCAGGAUCACCUCCUUCUGUCGUCUCUGAGGCUCCUGUUUGCCCGCCGGGUAGGAAGCGGACUGCCAUGCGGGCGCUGAUGGUCGUUGUGUUAUUGGCGCUCUGCCGUCCCGGGCCGGUGUGCGGGGAACAACGUGGUGACGUCUACAUCAGUGAGACGUGGAACUCCUUCCAGAAUUAUGCGUUGUCGUUGUGGCACAUUAGAUUCUACAUCUACUCUUCUAUUGCUGUUGCCGUGGGAAUUUGGGCAGUUUUUGAGUUCCUGGCUAAGGCCAAUAACAAGCAGAAAGAAGUAGUAAAAGAAGUCUUAACUUCAAAUGUACCCAAAGAAUUGAUUCAAAAUGGACAUGUAGUCCAAGAAAAAAAAGAAAUCCAUGUUGCUGGUGUGAAGAUUUUCUUUGGUUCUCAGACUGGUACUGCAAAGGGGUUUGCCAACAUUCUUGCAGAUGCCAUACAGAAAGUUGGAUUACCUGUGGAAGUUAUUGAUCUGAAGGAGUAUGAUCCUGAUGAUAACCUGGUGAAUGAGAUUUCUAAUAAAACUCUGUGCAUAUUCAUGGUUUCCACAUACACUGAUGGGCAACCGACAGAAAGCGCAGCCUGGUUCUGUAAGUGGUUGGAAGAGGCAUCGCAUGACUUUAGAUACGGCAAAACUUACCUCAAAGGCUUGAGAUAUGCAGUAUUUGGAUUGGGCAAUUCUGUUUACACAAAUCACUACAACACUGUUGGUAAAAACGUUGACAUGUGGCUGUGGAUGUUAAGUGCCAGCCGUAUUAUGACUCGAGGCGAGGGUGAUUGCAAUGUGGUCAAGAGCAAGCUUGGCAGUAUUGAAGCAGAUUUCAGUGGAUGGCAAGCCAAGUUCUUAAGUAGACUACAUACACUUCAUAAGGGAGAUAAAGCAGACGAAAAAGAGUGUGAUGGUACCUGCCAAAAAGGGAGUUGCAAGUCUAAAGAGAAGAAGCACAAAGAAAAACCCAUUCCGGAUGAAGAACUGUCAGAAGGGACAAGGGAUCACAGUAGUGGAGAGGAAGAAUUGUUUGAGACAACAAGUGAGGAAGAAUCUGGGGUGGAAGAUGCCACAGAAGCUGCUUCUGUCAUUGAUGUAGAGGACCUGGGCACAAUAAUGAACAACAGGAAGCAAACAGAGAAGGAAGAAGUGAACAAAGAAACUGCAAAACUGAAGUUGUCAAAGCGUGCCAUGAGGAAAAAAGAAAAGGGAGAACCAAGAGAAAUGAUUACUCCAGCACUUAGGAGUGCUCUCUCAAAGCAAGGAUACCGCUUAAUAGGAAGUCACUCAGGUGUGAAGCUCUGCAGAUGGACCAAGUCCAUGCUUCGAGGUCGAGGUGGUUGCUACAAGCACACAUUCUAUGGAAUUGAGAGCCAUCGUUGUAUGGAGACAACUCCCAGUCUAGCUUGUGCCAAUAAAUGUGUCUUUUGCUGGAGACAUCAUACUAAUCCCGUCGGAACUGAAUGGCGAUGGAAAAUGGAUGAAGCCGAUAUGAUAUUAAAAGAAGCAAUUGAGAAUCAUCAGAACCUGAUCAAACAAUUUAAAGGUGUACCUGGAGUAAAAGCUGAACGUUUUGCAGAAGGCAUGGUGGUGAAACAUUGUGCAUUGUCAUUAGUAGGAGAGCCAAUCAUGUACCCAAAAAUCAACCAGUUUAUAAAACUGUUGCACCAUGAAAAAAUUUCCAGUUUCCUUGUAACAAAUGCCCAGUUCCCUGAGGAAAUCAGAAAUCUUGAGCCAGUUACUCAGCUCUAUGUCAGUGUGGAUGCAAGUACUAAAGACAGCCUCAAGAAAAUUGAUCGCCCUCUCUUUAAGGACUUUUGGUCACGAUUUCUUGAAUCCCUGAAAGCAUUAGCAGAUAAGAAGCAACGCACAGUGUAUAGGUUAACAUUGGUAAAGGCUUGGAAUGUGGAUGAACUUCGAUCAUAUGCUGAUCUGAUAGAAGUUGGGAAACCCGACUUCAUUGAAAUUAAAGGUGUGACUUAUUGUGGUGAAAGCUCAGCAAGUAAUUUGACAAUGGCAAAUGUUCCUUGGCACGAGGAGGUUGUUUAUUUUGUCCAGCAGUUGGCAGAUCUUCUGAAAGACUACGAAAUUGCAUGUGAACACGAGCAUUCAAACUGCCUCCUCAUAGCGCACAAAAAGUUCAAAGUAAAUGGAGAAUGGUGGACUUGGAUAGACUAUGACCAAUUUCAACGCCUCAUCAAAGACUCUGAGGAGAGCAAUGGCACCAAGAUAUUCUCUGCAGAAGAUUACAUGGCAAAGACACCAGCCUGGGCACUCUUUGGAUCUAAGCAGAGGGGUUUUGAUCCGACCGAAAUCCGGUUCCAAAGGAAAAAGUUGAAAGAUAUUUCCGGAUGCUGAAACUAGAAUUCACCUCUUUCUCUCUCCACAGAUGCUGCCUAAUUUGUUGAGCAUUUUGUCUUUUUAUUCUAAUCAGACUUAUUUAUGGCAUCACGGAAUGGAAGAGACAACAUGCACAGUUUUUACUGUUCUUUGGAGCAGCUAUGUGCUAGAAGUGAAAGAGAUUUUAGUUUGAAACUAUACUGAAAAGACUUACCUGUACAAGAAUGUAGAAAAGGACCUUGCAUGCAUCAUGAUCAGGUGAUGCAGCAUGUCCUUCAGCCAAAGAGCUGGCAAUUGACAAGGUCAUAUAAAAAUGGAACUAAUAUAAUUGGGUAAAUCUUGUGUUCUUUUUUCUUGGGUUUUAUUUUUAUUCAGUUUUCCAAUUGUGGCCAAUUUCCCAGAGAACUAUCUUCAUCAGAGUCCUUAUUGAUUUUUUUCUUGGUUACCAGCUCCAGCACAGACUGGCUGCCUGGGUGAGGGUGAUCAUUCUCUCACUCCCUUCAUAGAAAGUUGUCCGUCAUGUAUAUGACAGAAAGGCGGUAUGGCAGACAUUAUUGGAUCUUAAAUCUGUGGAACUUUCAUAAUCAAUGUUCUUUUAUCUAAUUUUGACCCCUUGUGCCAGAACCUGCCUGACGUGGCUUGAAGAAUGGGAAUGUCUGAGACGGAGAUGCUCCUAGCUGUGCUCCUGGCUAUAUACUGUGACAACAAGGAGUAAAUUUAGUAUCUCGGAGGAAGCCUAAAAAAAUGAAGAUGUUCCAUUACUUAAAAACCAGGUUUUGAUUGUGUCAGUUAUAGAAGCCAAAUGUUAGUGUUGGAAUAAAAAAGGAAGAUGCUGAUGCCCUCAGUUGGAAAAACAGUCCUGAAAUGAAAACUGUUUGUCAUUCCACAAAUGUUUCCUGACCUGCUGAGUGUUUCAAACGUUUUCUGUUUUUAUUUCGGAUUUCUAGCAUCUAGAUUGAUUUAAAUUUUCUUUUGCUGUUGGAAUAUCAACUCCACUGUUGUGGCAGUGAAUGUUUUGACCUCUUACUUCUUUGCCUUAUCAUAAAUUGAUGAGUGUAUAUGGAAUUUGAUAAUAAAUUUUGUUACACCACU
Molecule: messenger RNA, 3506 nt
Organism: Hypanus sabinus (Atlantic stingray)
Lineage: Eukaryota; Metazoa; Chordata; Chondrichthyes; Myliobatiformes; Dasyatidae
Gene: tyw1
Product: tRNA-yW synthesizing protein 1 homolog (S. cerevisiae)
Exons: 16
Coding region: 138-2432 (764 amino acids)
Biological process (GO): wybutosine biosynthetic process
Molecular function (GO): 4 iron, 4 sulfur cluster binding; catalytic activity; FMN binding
Source: RefSeq, a predicted model, not a curated record